AUAACAUGCAGUUUGACACUUCUGAUGUCAUUUUAUACGUUUUAGCGUUUUUUUUGCCACCAUUUCCAAUAUUGAUCAGAGUCGGGUUUUGCACAAAUCAGUUUUUGUUGAAUGUGUUGUUGACAUUGUUAUUUGGUUUACCAGGAACUUUACAUGCUUUAUACAUUAUCUAUAUCACUAGUCCUAUCACUGGAUCUCCAGAUAGAAGAGUGAUUAAUGGUGAUUACGAGAGAGUAAUUGAAAAUGAUGGCACCACCCCUAAUAAUGAUAAUUAUCCACAAGCUGUUUUUGAUCAACAGGCUGAUAAUGCUCAACAGAUUCCAUCCUCUUCAUCAAUACACCAACCAGUAAAUGCUCCUCCUCCACCAUACGAAGACUCAAAAGAUUUCAAUAAGGAUUCUACUGAUAAUAAGGUUCAAAAGUUUUAGGUACAUUAAUGAGACAACAUAUAACAAAGACGAAGAAACAGGGGAACAGGAGUCUUCAGGGGAAUCCAAAUGGGAAUUAUAUAGGGAAUAAUGAGAACAAUAAAGAGUUAUGAAAGAAAUAUACGAUAUUAGCGAC
This is a messenger RNA of Hansenula anomala, 564 nucleotides long. RefSeq names its product YqaE/Pmp3 family membrane protein. The record is from RefSeq and is a predicted model, not a curated record. Lineage: Eukaryota; Fungi; Ascomycota; Saccharomycetes; Phaffomycetales; Wickerhamomycetaceae. Bases 6 to 428 code for a protein of 140 amino acids. The transcript has a single exon. Gene Ontology annotation, cellular component: membrane.